Molecule: messenger RNA, 2251 nt
Organism: Penaeus vannamei (Pacific white shrimp)
Lineage: Eukaryota; Metazoa; Arthropoda; Malacostraca; Decapoda; Penaeidae
Product: formimidoyltransferase-cyclodeaminase
Molecular function (GO): folic acid binding; transferase activity
Source: RefSeq, a predicted model, not a curated record
CAUCCAGGGGCAUGAUAGAUUAUGCAAUAUUCCCAUGUCAGAAGAUAUCAGGCAGCCUCAAAACACAAUUAAAUAGAUACAUGAUGCCAACCAAGCCAGUGCCAAGGAGAAGAGCGGUUAGCAACGGUCCAGAAGGGCAAGGGAAGCCGUCCAGAGUGGCAGACGUCGUGCGAGAGGAACCAACCUUCUGAAAAUUCUUGCGCACCAAAACGCUUUGUAUCAAAUAUGGCGAAAAUUAUUGAAUGCGUGCCUAACUUCUCCGAAGGGCGAGAUAAGUCUGUGAUCGACGCCAUCGCCGAGGCCGUGCGCGCGACCCCCGGGGCGACGCUCCUGGACGUGGACCCCGGCCACUCCACCAACAGGACCGUCUACACCUUCGUCGGCGACCCGGAGAGCGUGGUCCAGGCCGCCCUCAACGCGGCCAAGGUCGCCUUCAAGCUAAUCGACAUGACCACGCACAAGGGCGAGCAUCCGCGAAUGGGGGCGCUGGAUGUGUGUCCGUUCAUCCCAGUCCGGGGCGUGAGCGUGGAAGAGUGCGUGGGCGUCGCCAAAGUGUUCGGGCAGCGCCUAGCAGAGGAGGUGGGCGUCCCGGUGUUCCUCUACGGCGCCGCCUCCACCCGGGACUACCGCAGGACGAUGCCGCAGAUCCGCGCGGGAGAGUAUGAAGGCCUCAAGGAAAAACUGACAAAGGAAGAGUGGGGUCCUGAUUACGGAACGCGUGAUUUCGUUCCCAGUUGGGGCGCUACCGUGACUGGCGUCAGGAAGUUCCUCAUCGCUUACAAUGUCAACAUGAUUGCCACCAAAGAGCAGGCACAUCGGAUUGCCCUGAACCUCCGAGAGCAAGGCCGCAGCCCCGACCAGCCAGGACGUCUGAAGUGCUGCCAGGCCAUCGGGUGGUACCUGCAGGAGCAGAACAUCGCGCAGAUUAGCAUAAAUCUCACGGACUUCGAAGUCACCCCUGUGCACAUUGCGUAUGAAGAGGCCAAGAAGGACGCCGAGGACCUGAACCUGGCCGUCACGGGCUCGGAGAUCGUGGGCCUGGUUCCUCUGGCGGCGAUCCUGCAGGCUGCGGACUACUACAUCGAAAAGGAGAAGCUGUUCAUCCUCGACGAGGAACAGAAGGUCCAUCUCGCCAUCAACCGCCUUGGCUUGACUACCAUAUCCUCCUUCAAUCCAAAGGAGAGGAUCAUUGAGUACUGCCUCGAGAACCAAAACUCGAAUGCUCUGGCCAACAACACCGUGUCUCAGUUCAUCAGAAGUGUGGCAGCGCGCACGCCUGCCCCGGGAGGCGGCUCCGUGGCCGCUACAGUUGCUGCCUUGGGUUCAGCACUAGGCGCCAUGGUGGGCCAGAUGACGUACGGCAAGCGGCAGUGGGAGGCCCUGGACGCCACCAUGCGGCGCCUCCUCCCGCCCCUCCACAACACGGCCGUCGACCUCAUACCCGCCAUCGACGCUGACACCGCCGCCUUCAACGACUACAUGGCCGCUCUCAAGCUGCCGCAGAAGACGGAGGCGGAGAAGGCGAAGCGGGAGGCGGCGGUGAAGGCGGCGACGGAGGCGACCAUCCGCGUGCCACUCUCCCUCAUGAGCACAAUUAACGGCACUUGGGACGCCCUUGCGGAGAUGGCGGGGGUCGGAAACAUCAACUGCAGAUCCGACCUUCAGGUGGGUGCUCGGUGCCUAGAAGCUGGUUCCUGGGGCGCCUAUUACAACGUACUCAUCAACCUGGACAAUAUCACUGACCCAUCCACCAAAUCCACCUACUUGGCCGAAGCGGACGCCCUCUUGCAACGAGCCAAGCAAGGGUGCAGUGCCGUACUUCAGGCGGUAGAGAGGCGGCAGAAGUAAACAACGGGAAGGGAGAAUAACUAUAAAAGUUGAUGAGGAUUUGAGUCACUUUUGCUUGAUCAAUUUUUGUUCUUUGAGUUCGUUUGCGAAUAAUGUGAAAACACGAAACAAGAAUGAUUUCAUUCUACUUUUGUAAACAUUUCAUUGUAGGAUGUAAUAGAAUAAAUAAACUAUCCCUGAAAGAUAAGUUUUCUUUCGUAGCAGAAGUGAAUUACUGAUUAAAAUCGAUGUAAGAAAUUUAUUUUGCAUGUGGGGUAAUCUACAUAAUAAUCAGAUGGAUUAUCAUGUUGCUUUUAAAUAUGAACCGCCAAUUCACGUUGCUCAAUGAUGUGUUGCUCAAUAACAGCCAUGAAAGAUACAUAUCCUUGUAAUGAGAAAUAAAUGUUGACCUCUGGAGAUAAUA